Molecule: messenger RNA, 669 nt
Organism: Malania oleifera
Lineage: Eukaryota; Viridiplantae; Streptophyta; Magnoliopsida; Santalales; Ximeniaceae
Exons: 2
Coding region: 1-669 (222 amino acids)
Source: RefSeq, a predicted model, not a curated record
AUGGCAGAAUCUCCUACUGCAUUGUCUUCUUACACGCAACCUCCAGUACUUUCUCUUCCUUCCCCCAUCAAUAUGAUUACAGAUCAAGCCAUCAUCAGCGUCUUGAUCUCCUCCCUCUCUGAAACGCUAAUUGCUUAUGUCCUCACAGCUACCUCUUCCCGUGAGGUGUGGACAACGCUUGAAGAUUUGUUUGCUGCAAAAUCAUAUGCAAGCAUCAUGCAGAUUCAACUCCAGCUCACUACUCUCAAGAAGGGUUCAGAAACCAUACCUGAAUACUACCGUCGGGCAAAGCUUCUCCAGGACUCCCUUGCCAUGGAUGAUAAACUCAUUCCUUCAUCUGAUUUCAUUACGUAUCUCCUAGAUGGUUUAGGCUCCGACUACGACUCUCUUGUUACAUCCAUCACUACUCGUGUGGAUCCACUCACUCCGGCGCAAGUUUACAGCCAUCUCUUAACUCAUGAAGCUCGUUUGAACCAUCAGAGCACCACACUUACAACAUCUCCUGAAUUUUUUGCUAACACUACUCAAACAAAACUUGCUACCAGCUUCUCUCGCAUCAGAGGCUUCUCACACGCCAGGGGCAAUUUCAGAGGUGGUGGUCGUGGGGGUCGUGGGAGGCAUGGUGGUCAUCCUCCCUCCUCCAACCCAGCUCCCUUUUCACCUAAUUGA